UAAAGAAUCGUAUAUUAGACCCCAAAGUAUGGAAGAUGUAGAUAAUUUAUUAAGAAGUUAUCAUCAUGUUGUAACUACUGGUGAUCAAUCCAAAGUAGAUAGUUUCUUAUCAACUACUGCUACUGUUAUUAAUUAA
Molecule: messenger RNA, 136 nt
Organism: Entrophospora candida
Lineage: Eukaryota; Fungi; Glomeromycota; Glomeromycetes; Entrophosporales; Entrophosporaceae
Source: the annotation of a GenBank genome assembly